AUGCUCACGGUCCGAGGCUCGACUCACUUGUCUCAGACAGACUUUGCUGUGCUCUAUUCGACGUGGAUGGACCUGCUGGCGAAGACAGUGGUCAACCCGCUGCGGGCAAUACAUUUGACGGUGGCGCCGUCGCUCGAGUUUCUGAAGAUGACGCUGCCUAGGGAGCAGUCGGUCAAUGACAUGUGGGUGGACGAACAGAUCCUCAAGACAAUGCAAGCGCCGGCGGACCCCGAGGCUGCAAUGGGACAAGAGCAUCGUCCGUCAGACGACUGGAUUGCAGUGCGGCUAAAGGUUGACAAUGAAGUGUCGUGGCGGGCGCGUGGCUGGUUCCGGCAGAAGAGGUGGUCACUGUGGCGUGAGAGAAGAGACGAAGAGCCUGAGGGCCUAGUGGACUGGGACUGUGGAGACGAAGUUUGGAUGCACUUCAGUCCAGGAGAAGAGGUUGUGAGGCGGCAUGUCAAGAGCGGAGCAUCCGAGACACGCACGGAGGAUCGUCAGUGUGGUCCUGUGGCCGUGCGGCCCAGGCGUUACAGAGCGACAAGAACGGACGGGCGCCAGCUUGGCCAGCAAGCCAGCAAGCCAGUUGGGGAAUUGGGCGCCAUCUGGAGCCGACGGGAGCUCCGUGGGAUGUGGGCCAGACUCGAUCCGACCAAGGCCAAGCGAGGUCCCUUCGUCAAUGAGGAGUCCAUAAGAGGCCAAGUGAUUGACGAGCCGCAAACGCGAAACAAGAACUGA
Molecule: messenger RNA, 735 nt
Organism: Verticillium nonalfalfae
Lineage: Eukaryota; Fungi; Ascomycota; Sordariomycetes; Glomerellales; Plectosphaerellaceae
Exons: 4
Coding region: 1-735 (244 amino acids)
Source: RefSeq, a predicted model, not a curated record